Messenger RNA from Triticum aestivum (bread wheat), 1108 nucleotides. Its product is annotated as BTB/POZ and MATH domain-containing protein 2-like. The transcript has a single exon. Gene Ontology annotation, biological process: protein ubiquitination. NCBI's taxonomy places the organism in Eukaryota, Viridiplantae, Streptophyta, Magnoliopsida, Poales, Poaceae. The record is from RefSeq and is a predicted model, not a curated record. Gene Ontology annotation, molecular function: protein binding. Bases 29 to 1108 code for a protein of 359 amino acids.
CGUUUGAUUCCUCUCCAGCUUCCGCAACAUGGGCAACCUAUUAACUUUUUCAGUUAACAAGCCCAUACCUGAGACCUCAUCGAGAUGCCUGACCGAGUGCACCACCGCCGCUCACAACUUCGAGGUGAUUAAGUACUCGCUGCUGGAGCGCAUGGGUGCCCGUAAGUUCGUUAGCUCGAGCACUUUCAGAGUCAGCGGCUACGAGUGGAAAAUCAGUAUCUAUCCUGAUGGGAUCGGGGAGGAAGACAAAGCUGCCUACAUGUCCGUCUUCUUGUGUUUCUGCAGUGGUGCGACAAUGGAUGUGAAGGUCAAGUUCACUUUGAGUUUACUGGAGAAAGAUGGGAAAAUUAGCAAUCUAAAUAGUAAAACAACAACAGCUAAAUUUAAGCCUGUAGUAGGUGAUAGUUGGGGCUGGGCCAAGUUUAUUGACAAGUCCAAGCUCAAGGAACUGUUGGCCCAUGACUGCUUCACAAUCAGGUGUGUUUUGACCGUCAUAAAAGACCAUCACACGGAAGAUGUAAGCACAGUCCUAGUCCCAGUCCCCCAGUCAGACCUGCACGCGCACUUUGCAAACAUGUUGAAGGAUGGACAAGGCAUGGAUGUGACAUUCAGUGUUGGCGGCCAACUCUUCAGUGCACAUAGGUACGUGUUAGCAGCACGAUCAUCAGUCUUCAAGGCUGAGCUCUUUGGUCAAAUGAAGGAAACCACCAUGGAAUGUAUCAAGAUCGAGGACAUGGAGCCUGCCACCUUCGAGGCACUUCUCCACUUCAUAUACACAGAUAACCUGCCAAGCAAUUGUCAUGUUGAUCAAAAUGUAGCAUUGCAGCACUUGUUGGUCGCCGCGGAUCGGUAUGGACUGGACAGGCUAAACGCUAUUUGUGAAGAGAAGCUAUGCCAGAAAAUUGAUGUGCAGACAGUUGCAACCACCCUAGCUUUAGCGGAGCAGCACCACACCGUGCAACUCAAGAAUGCUUGCCUUCAGUACCUGUCUUUGCAGGAUGUGCUUCAAGCAGUCAAGAAGACCGACGGGUUCAAGCACCUCACUACAAGCUGUCCAUCGAUUAUGAUGGAGAUAUUAGACAAGGUCGCCCCAUCGUCAGAUGUAUGA